AUGAGCCAGCUGUACACUACCGUGCUAGACCUUCUCACGAACCCCAAACACUCAAGAUGGAUUUGCCCACUGCUACUAGCCUUAGAUUCAUGCCUAUGCGCUGCUAUCAUCUUCAAGGUCCCAUACACCGAAAUCGAUUGGUCUACCUACAUGCAACAUAUCCAUUUAUAUCUUUCCGGUGAACGAGACUACACGGCCAUUAAAGGAUCGACUGGACCACUCGUCUAUCCUGCAGGCCACGUAUAUGCCUAUACCGCUUUCUAUAAUGUUACGAAUGAGGGACGCAAUAUACCAUCUGCACAGGCCAUAUUUGCAGUGCUAUACCUUUUCUUUUUAACGAUUGUCAUGGCAUGCUAUAGGGCUGUGCGUGCUCCACCGUAUAUAUACCCGCUCCUUGUGCUUUCGAAGAGACUACACAGUAUCUUUAUGUUACGGAUGUUUAAUGACGGUAUCGCCGCGGGUUUUAUCUGGGCAUCGACAUAUAUGAUGCUAAAUAAGCGGUGGAAUGUCGCCGUCUUGCUAUGGACCUUGAGCGUAAGUGUCAAAAUGACGGGAUUGCUUGUUGCUCCUGCAAUUGCAGUAAUCCUCACGUUUGCCGUGGGAUUUGGACAGGCGCUAGGAAUGGGUGUGGCAUUCGUACUGGUCCAGGUCUUACUUGGCCUACCCUUUCUAUUAGAGAAGCCCAUGGGCUAUCUGUCAAGGGCAUUCGAAUUUACCCGACAAUUCCUCUUCCAAUGGACUGUAAACUGGCGAUUUAUCGGAGAAGAGGUAUUCUUGUCCAGGUCCUUUUCCGUUGCUUUGUUAGCCAUACAUUUAUCAUUGCUGGUGACUUUCUUGGCCUUCGUUUGGAUCCGUCCGGCGAAUAAGGACCUUGGUUCUCUUAUACAAAGAGCGUUUUGCGGACAAAGCCUGCAAUGCAACAUAUCCCGAUCCUAUGUUGCUACAACGAUGAUGACGUCUAUGGUUAUUGGGCUGCUCUGUGCACGGAGCUUGCACUACCAAUUCUUUGCAUAUCUUGCGUGGACGUCACCGCUGAUACUGUGGAAAAGCGGCUCCCACCCGGUCUUUACGUUCAUUGUGUGGGCAGCUCAGGAGUGGGCAUGGAACGUCUAUCCUAGCACAAAUGCAAGCUCGAUGGUGGUUGUGGGUUGUCUUGGAGUCCAAGCUAUCGGUGUGCUCUGUGGGAAUAAGCAGAGGAUUGACGAAGACCCGGCCAGGUCCGAAGGACAAGCUAAAUAA
Messenger RNA from Microsporum canis CBS 113480, 1239 nucleotides. Its product is annotated as mannosyltransferase. Gene Ontology annotation, molecular function: dol-P-Man:Man(5)GlcNAc(2)-PP-Dol alpha-1,3-mannosyltransferase activity. Gene Ontology annotation, cellular component: endoplasmic reticulum. The record is from RefSeq and is a predicted model, not a curated record. Lineage: Eukaryota; Fungi; Ascomycota; Eurotiomycetes; Onygenales; Arthrodermataceae. The transcript is spliced from 3 exons. The coding region runs from base 1 to 1239 and encodes 412 amino acids.